AUGAUUGCCGCUUUGUUAGCACCGGUAGCCCAGGCCGAGGAUAUGGUGGAUAUGGAGGGUAUGGAGGGUAUGGUGGGUACGGCAGAGGGUAUGGAGGUUACGGAGGUGGAUAUGGUGGUGGUUAUGGAGGAUAUGGUGGCUAUGGAUUUGGCCGUUAAUAGACUGGACAUAGACUACGGAUAUAUUACAAGUCAUAAUUAAAUUUAAAUAAAGGUUUUGAAAAUUUUUAGAAAUUAUAUAAAAGGACAC
Molecule: messenger RNA, 249 nt
Organism: Oppiella nova
Lineage: Eukaryota; Metazoa; Arthropoda; Arachnida; Sarcoptiformes; Oppiidae
Source: the annotation of a GenBank genome assembly